Molecule: messenger RNA, 4974 nt
Organism: Haliotis rubra (blacklip abalone)
Lineage: Eukaryota; Metazoa; Mollusca; Gastropoda; Lepetellida; Haliotidae
Product: protein dispatched homolog 1-like
Exons: 4
Coding region: 376-3768 (1130 amino acids)
Cellular component (GO): membrane
Source: RefSeq, a predicted model, not a curated record
CGUGUGUAUUAGGAACAGUGCGAGUACGUGUAUAUAGUGGUAGAAGUCAGUGGUAGACGGAACAUCAUGUUAGUCAGUCAGGGUAGCAUGUGUGACUGGGAUCCUGUGUGGAUAGCGUCAGUAGAUUUCAACAACCCGAGAACACAACUUGUCAUCUAGAUCGCAGCAUGGCAAGUCCGCAUAGCUGGUGUUAUGUUGUGUGAGCUGUUCGAUGACCCGUCCACUGGUCCUUCGGUGGCGACCCAACUCUAUUCGGCUUCUUUGAAUCACACGCAAAUCUUCCUGCUUUCUAAAGCCAUUGGACGAUCUGAUUGAUAUACAGUCUUGCCCUGACUGUACAUAUUAACUUAUAUUUCACAGAUCGAGGACGCAAGUAUGAGCUAUGCCCGUAUUCUGGCUCACUACCCCUAUGUCGUUCUACUGGUAGUCCUGGUUGUGGUGGCAACGUGUCUUGUGGUGUCCAUCAUCAAUGGCGAGAAACUGGACUUCAACGACCCACUGCUGGGAUUUGAACCCCGAGGGACAGAGAUCAGUGAGAGAACCGUUGCCUAUGACAACCUCAUUGACAACAUUGGCGGCAAGGCGAGUCUUGCCCCAUUCAACUACCAUGCCAAUGAUCAGGUUCUUGAAAGAAGUCGGAAAAGGAAAAAUAAGAAAAAGAAUCGAAAAGGCAAAAAAUUUGGCAAACAGACAGGAAGAGAUGAAUUGGACAAUGUGACUGAGGCAUUGGUUCAUGUUGAAGAUCGGCGCCAUGAUAAGUUCUUCUGUGGAAUUCCAUACAAGGAUUAUGCGAGAGUCGUGUACAAAGCAGUAGAUGGGUCGAAUCUAUUCACACUUCAUCAUAUCAAGGCCAUGUGCAAAAUGGAGACCCAGUAUUUGUCAUCAAAUUCACUCUUCACCGAACAGUGUAUUCACGUAGAGUCAGAGAAAAACUGUUGUCGAAGCUGGUCUUUGGGAAGCUAUAUAGCGUUGCUAAGCAACAAGUCAAGCUGCCAUACAAUCACAGAAGAGGAUGUGUCCAAUGUUCUCAAAUUGCUCAAGUCUUGUUCCGACUACUAUCGUAAUUACACCAUGGGAAUUAACUGUGAGUAUUCUGAAGGAGCUUGGUACACAGCGUCCAGCUAUCCCCAGGAGGAGUGUCAUGGAGUCCCAUCAAAAUGCACAAAGUACAAUGCAGUCUAUCAUCUCUUCCAUCACCUUCUUGACGUCCAUUUCAUCCAAAAUGUUGCAGCUAAUUCCUCACCACAUUUGACGUAUGCUGUAACAUUUUUCCCUGUCGCAGGAAGCUCCUUAGAUCUAUACAAUUAUAUGGAAUCUUUGCCAAGGACCUUUGAUGGCGUGGAAAUUGUCGGAGCUAAAUUUGAUCUUAAGUACAAGUUAUUCCAAGAGAUGUUAAAAUCAGACACAGUUUGGUUGGCAUCUGCUGGUUGCGUAAUCUUCCUUGCCAUGUGGCUUUACUCCGCAUCAAUUUUCAUCACUGUGAUGACCUUUUUGGCGAUGUUUUGGGCCCUUACUGUCGCCUAUUUCUUGUACAUGCAUGUGUUUGAAAUCAAAUUUUUCCCCUAUAUGAACAUGGUGACUGUAAUAGUCAUGAUAGGUAUCGGUGCUGAUGACGUCUUUAUUUAUUGCAAAGUUUGGCACCUUGCCAAGGCAGAAAAAAAUAAUGGUACUCUUGAAAAAAUAGUAAAUGAUACGCUACGUCAUGCGACGUUAUCGAUGCUGGUGACGAGUCUGACAACAGCGGCGUCAUUUUAUGCUAACUAUAUCAGUGACAUCACUGCCAUUCAGUGCUUUAGUAUAUAUGCUGGGACGGCAGUCAUCUGCAACUUCUUCUUGACUCUUACAUGGAUACCAGCUACAAUCAUGCUUUAUGAAAAAUGGUGCAAUUUUUGUGUGUGCUCCAGUCAUGAAUUUUAUACAGAAGAGAACAAUUUCUGCUACUAUUUGUGUCGAGUUCCAUACAAAUUGUACUAUCUCCUCACAGACUGGUCAAGGAUAUUUUUUGAGAAGCUCCUCCCAUGCCUUGUGAUUAAAUUCCGUUAUGUGUGGCUCUUCCUGUAUGGGGGUCUCGGAAUCUGUGGUAUGAUUGUCAUUUUUUACUAUCCCAAAUUAAAACUGCCAUCUACAAGAAAAUUCCAGGUGUUUUCUUCCAAUCAUUGGCUUGAGAAGUAUGAUUUUCAGCUGAGUGAUAGCUUCAGUUUUGAGAAGAUGAAGGAGGAGGACAUCCCAGUGUUACCUGUUACUAUAGUGUGGGGGAUUCAUGCUAGUGACACAGGGGACAGGCUCAAUCCCAAUGAGAAAGGCUCCCUUGUUCUAGAUACUGACUUCGACCUAGCUGAAGAGAGUGCUCAGCGCUGGCUAUUGGAAUUUUGUGCUCGAUUCCGUAAAUCUGAAUUUUAUCUCAACUCUCCUGGCUUACAACUCACCAACUGCUUCUUGGAGAAUUUUGCCAAUGAGUACAUGAAAAGACCAUGUACACAAGAUAAAAAACCAUGUUGCAAUGAAACAGCUUUCCCUUUUCCAAAGAAUAAGUUCAAAAAAUGUCUUUUACGCUAUGUCCCUUUGCUACAGAAAACUCCAGCUGUUCGUUACAAUAAACAUUCCCCAGGACCUCGAUUCUCUAAUGGACGUAUCAGUGCCUUUAUGGUGGAGUUCCUCAGCAAUGAGCCGUACAGCCAUUCCUAUGAGAAAAUGAAACAGUUUUAUCUCAAGGUUAACCGCUGGGUGACGGAGGAAAUGGUGCAAGCCCCAGCUCAAAUGAGAAAUGGAUGGUUUGUGACAAAUUUAAAAUUCUAUGACCUCCAGAACAGUCUAGCUAAAGGAACACCUCUAGCUCUCGGGGUGUCGUUAUCAUUUGCAGCUAUUGUAGCUUUCUUCACUACAUUGAACAUCUUGAUCAGCUUCUAUGCCAUCAUUACAAUUGCGUGUAUAAUCAUCGUCACGGUUGCAUCACUGGUGCUACUUGGAUGGGAGCUUAACAUUCUUGAAUCUGUGGUUAUUACUGUAGCUAUAGGUAUGUCUGUUGACUUUACCCUACAUUAUGGAGUAGCGUACAGACUCUCGCCAGACCUGGAUCGAGAAAUGAGAGUUGCUUGUUCGAUUGGUCGCAUGGGAAGUGCAGUUGCUAUGGCUGCAUUGACAACAUUCCUGGCCGGUGUGUUCAUGAUGCCCUCCACUGUUUUAGUAUAUCAAAAGUUUGGAACAUUUUUGAUGUUACUUAUUACCAUUGCAUGGAUAUAUUCCACGUUUUUCUUCCAGUCUCUGUUACGAACUAUUGGACCUCAGGGAGGGUUUGGUCAGUUUCAUUGGCCAGCUUCAGACUGUUGUUCGCCGUCUGCCCGAGAACACGUGGACAAGACAGUGUAUGCUAUGUCCGAGUCCACACUGUCCAGUUCAAGUACAAGCAACCCAAACCAUAUCAGUAGUGAGGUGCAUGAACUCGAGCCCUUGACCGAGGGUCAGGAGACUCACCCAAAACAUUCCCACUUUCGUCAUCAUCACCAUCAUCACCAUCAUCCUCAUCGUAUCAGGUCAAAAGGCCCUUAUACCCACAUGAGGGCAAGAAGCCCUGGUGGCUAUGAGUCCAAGCGUGGAACAUGUGUCACCUUUGAACCUUCUUCAGAAACCCAGACUUCCGAAGUAAUUAUUGAACAGCCGGAAAUCCAUGAACCUGUGGAUUCUGGUAUUAUAUCUGGUGCUUCCCAAACUGACACCAGUGAGAUCAAAGAAGAUUCAGCCCAUUACGGAAAAAGUGAUGAACUUCUUUAGUUUGUUGGGAUUUGUAAGUUUGUUAGAGCUUGUUUGAAGAUGCACAAAGACUUCAGUACAUGUCUGAUGUCUAUUUAUUCCAUGACUUUAACCCUGUUUAGUUUUAUGUCUUAAAUUGUUCAUAAGUAUCAAUUUUUAAUGUAAAGAACAGGUUAUUUUGUUGUUUGUUCAUGCAAAUAUUUGACUUAAAUUAUUUUUCUGUUUUUGGUCUUUUUCUUAUUUCCUGUCAUGUCAAUAAUUAUAGGGAAAUAAAUUCUGAAACUUGAUAUUUCCACUUAGCAAUACUGUUGAUGUCUCUCAAGUGUAAUAUACUGCAUGCCAACAGCAAUACACAGAACCCUCAAUGAACAUAAUUACCAUAGAUACUGUAAACCAACAUUUUAUAUAUACAAUAAUAUAACUGUUUUACUGGCAUUCUAGAAAUUGGUAAGUAAAUGAGAAUACACAUCUUUAUGGAUCACAACCUCUAGGUUAAUGUAUUAGUGACAUUUCCAUGUUGAUUUUUACACCAUGCUCCAGCUUGAGUUUGGUGUAAUAUUCUACAUUAAAAUGCAAUAAACGAGAGUUGUCAUCCAUACAGUUCUGUGUUUUCUUACAAUGAUAUGAAAUAGAACCAUUUGGAAACACAAUAUUGCUGUAAAUUCAACUUUAACAAAGCUUUCUGUUGUAAACCACAGUAGAUAGAUCAUACAACAGGUGGGCAGUCAGCGUUAUUGGAUAGAGCUCAUUCAAAUAUGCAGAUGCAGAGAUGUGAUCAUUUUAAAUGAACUGAGGAUGAUGUACAUUUGGACAGGGGGCGGUAGGGUAGCCUAGUGGUUAAAGCGUUCUCUCGUCAUGCCGAAGACCCAGGUUCGAUUCCCCACAUGGGUAUAAUGUGUGAAGCACAUUUCGGAUGUUCCACACCAUUAUAUUGUUCAAAUAUUGCUAAAAGCAGUGUAAACUUAAAUUUGGACAGUCAGUGACAAAUUUCAACGAACCAGUGAUUUUCUGUCGAUUAUAUAAAUCCUUAAGUAUAGAAAUCAGAACGAUGAUAUGUUUGGUUGGCACAAGGGCAUCUGAUGGCCCAAGGUCAUAUCAACUGUAACAAUUCAACCACUUAAGUAACCAGGUUUCCUCAGUGUUCACUAUUUGGCAUAGACACUGACGCUGAAGGGUCGUUGUCGGCACAGGUACUACAGAUAUGUACCCCAGGUACAUUUCUGUAUA